Messenger RNA from Urocitellus parryii (Arctic ground squirrel), 819 nucleotides. The record is from RefSeq and is a predicted model, not a curated record. NCBI's taxonomy places the organism in Eukaryota, Metazoa, Chordata, Mammalia, Rodentia, Sciuridae.
AUGGUGUUGAAUGUUGUCAAGGGGACUAUCUUUGUGUUUCUCAUAGGACUUGGCGUUGUGGGGAACGUCCUUGUUCUUGUGAACUAUAUGGCCUUGUUUAGAAGCACCAUGAAAYCUACCCACCUCAUUCUCAUCCACUUGGCUUUUACAAACAUGGUAACACUUCUUACGAGAGGCGUGCCAAGGACAGUAUCCAGUUUGGGGUUGAGAAGCCUCGUAGAUGAUACAGCCUGUAAGGUGGUGGUUUACCUCAGCAGGGUGGCCCGGGGCCUGUCCAUCUGCACCACCAGUCUCCUCACAGUGGUCCAGGCCAUCACCAUCAGCCCCAGAGCCUCCAGGUGGAGGAGGCUGCAGCCCAGAAGUAUGAACACAUCAGAAGUUACUAGAAGUGAUAAUUUCUGUUAUUUUCAAUCUCAAAACUGGACAAUUGGAUGGAUUUUUAUUGYUCUCAUGGUYCUUCGAGACGCUGUGUUCCAGGGUGUCAUGGGCUGGACCAGCAGCUACAUGGUCKUCCUCCUCCACAAGCACCACCAGCAGGUGCUCCACCUUCAGACCUCCAAGCUCCUCCACAGAACCCCCCCUGAGGUGAAGGCUGYRAAGAGUGUCCUCCUUCUGAUGCUCUGCUUUCUCUUCUUCUAUUGGACAAAYUGUUUUAUGUCUUUAUAUGUMACUUUCUCCGUAGAGAAUAAUUUCAUAGAAGGAAGUGCUGUAGAACUUGUGGACCUGGGCUAUGCAAUCCUCAGUCCACUUGUGCUGAUUCACAGGGAUGGACRCUUGGCUGAAUGUCGGCACAUGUCUGUUUCAAUGGUUUUACAAUAA